UCUUCACAUAUAGUAAUGAAGUUUCUGGUAUUGGAGACGAAAUUGUUAUAAAUCACAGUAUUUCAUUUCUCGUUUUGGCACCAUAAAACACCAUCGUCACGGACGAAUGGCUGGUAUUUAAAAAUCAAAUCGGCCAUAAACAAUAAAAUGGCGUCCGGUUUUUUGUGUGUGCAAUGAAGUAAUUGUUUUCAUGAAAUAGGAAGAUUUAGUGUGAAUUUUACGAACUGUAAUGUUUUUUUGGUGAUCUUGCAGCACAAUGAACCUCAAUAAUCCGUUUAGUCUGUUCAAAGACGAGCUGAUAGUUGGAAAUGAAGUGCGUGUCGUAUGUGGCUAGGUAGCGUCGUCGUCGCGCACCGCCUUUAAAAUUGAGUUGAUUAGGGCAAAUCAAGUGGAUUCUUCGAUUGAGAAUGGUUUCCAAAGGCGGGGCGGUAUAAUUAGGGCUAUUGGAGGACUAUUAGUGCGUGUGUUAGUCGGCGUUACGCUAGUGUGAUUGAUGGGUACGGUGCGCUAGUAGUUGUGAAAGCGAGCGUACAUACAUGUUCGCGAUGUUAAAACUGUCAUGAGGACUCGUGUUUACUAUCAAAUAGUGGAUUUGUGUUGGUCUGUUUGUUUUCAUUUUAAAGUUGUGAUAAAAAGUUGUUAAAAAUGUGUAUGCCUACGCCAAGCAAUGUGUCGGGCUUCGGAUAUCAGUGGGGCUUCGCGAGCUCGGGGGAUCUAACGAAGGGCGAGGUUGAUACCCCUAGCAGCCUCAGCUACACCCUAGGGAAUACGGUGUCCCCAGAAACAACCCUAACUGUGAUGUCUCACAAGACACCACAAGUUCAAGAGAAGGUUGGAACAGUCUCCGUAGCUGUCAGUAACACCGGCACGCAGGUCACUAGGGUUGUCACUGCUGGGACUCCGGUCACGGCAAGGAGGGCUAUGUUUGUCCUGAACGAGAGUCCACACACCAUCAACAGAGUCUCCCAGAAUCAAACAGCAACUAUUCAGACUCCUAUAUUUACAGCCACAAACCUCGCAGCAAAGCCCUUUAUGACCCCCAUAGGGCCAAUCCAACUCACCGCUGAAGAAUGUAAUGAGAUUCUCAUGAAACGAGCCCUGCAAGCCCAGGGUAUCGCCACGCCAGCAGUUAUAGAUGCAUCCCAGAUCAAUCAUACUAUACUUAAUGGUGGGCUCAAAAGUUUGGCUGAAGCAACGACGCAGCAGGCACAGGUGGAGACGAUACAGACCACCACAGCACAUCAGCACCAUCAGUUGAUGCAUACUAAGCAGGAGCCUGGGACGGCCAAUAAUUCGCCUAAAAGCUACGAGUUAGUCAGCUUCGAAGAUGGUGAAACCUCUGCUACAGUUAUACAACACACGCAGCUGCAAAAUGCGGUAUAUUCGCAGACGGAGCUAAUGUCAACAACGACCAUGUCAGCGGCGCCCCCGGCCGCCAUAAAGGAGCGCCCGUACGCCUGCGAUGAGUGUGGCAAGUCCUUUCUGCUGAAACACCAUCUAACAACUCAUGCGAGAGUGCAUACUGGCGAGCGGCCGCACGUCUGCGCGCAUUGCGGGAAAGCGUUCGCGCGGAAACACUGUCUGAACACGCAUCUGCUGCUGCAUUCUGCGGACCGGCCCUUCAGGUGCCAUGAGUGUAAAAUGGCCUUUACGCUCAAGCAUCAUUUGGUUACGCAUUCUAGGGUGCACAGUCGAGACCGUCCUUUUGUCUGCGGCGAGUGUGGUCGUGGGUUCCCGCUAAAGCGCCACCUGGUGACGCACAGCAAAUACCACGCUGGCGAGCGGCCCUACGUCUGCAGCGACUGCGGAGAGAGUUUCGCGCAGAAGGAGCACCUAGUAAUGCACAGCAGAUUCCACGGCUCACUAUCCCCCUUCGUGUGUCCCGACUGCGGCGUGGCUUUCGCUCGCAAGUUCCAACUCGUCAACCACGGGAGAGUCCACGGCAGGGUACCCCACGCUUGUCCAGUCUGUGGAAAAGAGUUUCUGCAGAAACGGACGCUGGUUGCGCAUAUGAAAAUUCACACGGGUGAAGGAGUGGUGGCGUGUCUCGAGUGUGGCGAGGCGUUCAAGUGUAAGACAGAGAUGCAGCAACAUUGCAAGAUUUCACGGCACUGUAUGAGCGGCAGCGUCACGCAGCAAACACAGCAGGUCCAACAACAAAACACUCAACAACAGCAGCAGCAACAACAGCAACAGCAGGCUCAACAACAAGCUCAACAGCAAGCGCAACAACAAGCCCAACAACAAGCGCAACAGCAGCAACAACAGGCCCAACAACAAGCUCAGCAGCAGGCGCAGCAACAACAACAACAACAGACGACAGUUAUAAAGCAGGAUGAUUUCAAACCACAAAUUGUACAUCUCAUUGGUGCAGACGGCCAGAUUGUGACAGAAAAGGUGACACCCGGCUACCCCUGUCCAGAGUGUGGCUCCUGUUUUAACACUAAGGAGGCAUUGUCGCUCCACGUGCGACUGCACGCAGGCGACCGCACGUGCGUGACGGACCUGUGCGCGCUCACGGCCGCGCUGCAGCCCGGGCUAGUGCAAGCCGCGCAACACACGCAGCAUAAUCAACCGAUACAAAUAAUAUCCUCAAAUCCGAACAACGUAGUACAUACGCAAGUCAUUGCCACUCAAAAUCAUCACAUAGCGACGCCGCGGCCGAAGAUACACUUUUGUGUAGAUUGCGGGAAAGGCUUUGCGGCGAAACAUGGUCUACUAGCGCAUCACAGAAGACAUCCAGACGGUAGCUGUACGCUGCGAACGCACGUGUGCGACCAGUGCGGGAAGGCGUUCUUCCAGAAAAACCACCUCAUGCUACAUCAGAGGCAACACAUGGACUUACCGCCUAGAAGUCAGAGAGACACGAGUAAUAACGACAAUGGGGCGAUAAUCAUGAUAACGGGGCACUCGAAGAACUUCCAAUCACAACAGCAACAGGCGCAGCAACAAGCACAACAGCAGGCACAACAACAGGCACAACAGCAGGCGCAACAACAGGCGCAGGCAGCGCAACAGGCCGCGCAGCAAGCCGCCCAACAAGUCGCACAACAAGUCCAGCAACAGGUCCAACAACAAGUACAACAACAAAUGCAGAUCGAGAUCGAGCCGCAGGAGCACCAACAGCCGACGCACAUACAAGUUGUGACGAAUCGGUCAGGACAGGUGAUCGGCAACCAGAUCGUAGUGGGCGGGGUGGGGCGGCGCCUCGUGGGCUCGCAGCUGCACGUCAUCGGCCGCGACGGCAAGACCAUCGGCACGCAGCUGCCGCUCAAGCACCAGCGGCACAACGCCAACAGCGGUGACGUAAAGGAAGUGAGUGGGCUGGUCCUCUCAACUGCUCGCGGCUCCAACCUCAUUAAAUACGAGAUCUCCCUCCCACAGUCCACGCCCGUCGUCCCAGUCGUUCAAGUGCAACAGCUGGACUGAGUGCCGCUCACUGACAAAACGUAUGUCUACAGACAAUAGUGCGUGAGAGAACCGUGCACUUACUUAUAGACAAUGGUACCACUGCUCACCGAUACAUACAGUGUACUCCUCAGAGCAUAUCGAGGGUUUACUGAUGAAACCCGAUAAGUUGAGCAAACCGGUUUUUGAAAUUCGAACUAUCUGAAAAUUCCACAAUGUUCUUAUUACAUACAUACAUACAUACAAUCACGCCUGUGUCCCAUAAAAGGGUAGGCAGAGCACAUGAAACUACUAAAGCUUCAGUGCCACUCUUGGCAAAUAAGGGGUUGAAAGAAAACGAAACUGU
Molecule: messenger RNA, 3754 nt
Organism: Leguminivora glycinivorella
Lineage: Eukaryota; Metazoa; Arthropoda; Insecta; Lepidoptera; Tortricidae
Gene: cg
Product: zinc finger protein 420-like
Exons: 19
Coding region: 646-3429 (927 amino acids)
Biological process (GO): regulation of transcription by RNA polymerase II
Molecular function (GO): DNA-binding transcription factor activity, RNA polymerase II-specific; RNA polymerase II cis-regulatory region sequence-specific DNA binding
Source: RefSeq, a predicted model, not a curated record